AGUGAAGGCGACGCCAUCGCCAUAUCAACAAGAAUAAGAGAAAUACAUGCAAAUGCUGGAUUUGAAUUGUGCCAGUUUACUUCCAGUUCGCCAACCGUAGCUGACGCCCUGGGCCAACAUGGGGCUGCUAGGAGCAUCGGAUGGGGCGAAGCUGAAGAAAAGAUUCUGGGCAUGUGUUGGCAGCCAGCCACGGACGAUUUCAAAUUCAACAUGAGGUACCACAAAGUACCCCGAUGUGUGCUAAAUUUGGAGCGAGUACCUACGAAGAGGGAAUUCUUGAGCUUGAUCAUGUCAACAUUUGAUCCCUUGGGAUUUCUUAGCUGUCUCAUGAUAACUGGAAAGUUACUUAUGCGUGAGAUCUGGCGACGAAAUGUGCAAUGGGAUGAACCCUUACCAGAUGAGAUCGCCCGCGCCUUUAGUAAAUGGUUUCAGGAUAUGAACAAUGUGGAAGGAUUUCGAAGCUCGCGCCAUUACUUUGGCCCAAUACCCGUGCGGGCAAUACAACUGCACGUUUUUGUCGACGCUAGCCAGUCAGCAUUCGCAGCUGUGGCUUACUUAAGGGUAACCUACGACAACAACGACGUGCGAGUAUGCUUCGUAUGUGCCAAGACGAAAUGUGCCCCAAUGAAAACGAUGUCAAUUCCACGACUGGAAUUGCAAGCUGCUGUGUUAGGAACGAGGCUGAUGGACACUGUCAAAAAGGAGCACAGUAUAGCGAUCAGCGAUGCCAUACUAUGGACUGACUCAAAGACAGUGCUGCGUUGGAUAGGCAGCACCCACCGUCGAUAUAAGCAGUUCGUCGGAAAUCGAGUGGGAGAAAUUUUGGAGUCAACAAAGGUUACCCAAUGGAGAUGGGUACCUACUGCUGAAAAUGCAGCAGACGACGCAACGAGGCCGCACUGCCACGUAGACCUCAGCCAACGGUCACGAUGGUUAGACGGGCCAACAUUUUUGCGGCAGCCGGAAAGCAGCUGGCCGCAGCCCGAACCGGGCACCGAACACUCAUCCUGCGAUGAUGAAGAAGAGAUGCCGAGUGAAUUUGCCUUAGUUGCAGCAAAUAACUUUUUCAUUUCAUUUCAGAGAUUCUCUAGCUACAGUCGGCUGGUGAGGACGACGGCUUGGGUUCUAAGGUUCACGCGCUGGUGCCGUGGACAUAGGACUGAACUUGAGAGAUUCGGCCUCACCGCUACGGAAUGUGAGGACGCUGAGAAAUUGCUGAUACGGCGAGCGCAAUGCGAAGCAUUCCCUGACGAGGUUCGAGCCUCGUACAAUGAAGAAUCAGUCGGUCAUCGAAGCGAAAUAAGAGGGCUGGCGCCCUACUUGGAUGACAAUGGAGUCUUGCGUGCGUAUGGCAGGAUCGAUGCCGCACUGUGUAUACCGCAUAGUGCGAGAAGGCCAAUAAUCUUGUCACACCGGCACGCACUGACGGAACUGAUUGUGUAUCACUACCAUGUGAAAAUGAAGCAUCAAAACGUGGAUGCAACGAUGGGCGACAUCAGGACCAGGUUUUGGAUAACAAAGCUGCGUCGAGUGUUGCGUACAGUAAUAUCUGGAUGUAGUGUGUGCAAGCUACAUAGAGCGCAGCCAGCGCCACCUAUAAUGGGUCCUUUGCCAGAGGACAGACUGGAGGCCAAUGGAUGGCCAUUUAAGUUUACGGGUCUGGACUACUUUGGACCACUUCUUGUGACCAACGGACGUCGAAAGGAAAAGAGAUGGGUUGCCUUGUUUACGUGUCUGACAACAAGGGCCAUACACUUGGAGUUGGCACAUGACCUGUCAACUGAUUCCUGCAUAAUCGUGAUCAGGAACUUUCUUUGCCGUCGCGGGCCUGUACUGAGGUUGCGCAGUGACAACGGAAAGAACUUUGUUGGGGCCGAUAGAGAAGCCAAAAGGCUCAUAGAUGUAUUCGAGCCGGAGAAGAUUCAGGGUGAGCUAUCUUCUAGGGGCAUUGAAUGGAUUUUUAACUGCCCAGCGAACCCAGCUGAAGGAGGAGCCUGGGAAAGGAUGGUGCAGUGUGUCAAGAGAGUGCUUCGCCACACAGUAAAGGAGGUGGCACCGAAGCAACAUGUGUUGGAGAGUUUCCUGAUUGAGGCCGAGAAUGUUGUGAAUUCGCGCCCGCUUACUCACUUGCCAGUAUCUGUGGAUCAGGAAGCCCCCCUAACACCGAACGAUCUACUCAAGGGAGUAGCCAAUCUGCCUGACACACCCACUAUUCAUGAGCAGCCGGACGAGAGAUGCGCCACAAGGAGGCAGUGGCGCAUAGCGCGGCUAUUACGAGAUCGUUUUUGGAAGCGGUGGGUCUUGGAGUACCUGCCUACACUUGUGCGACGCGUGAAAUGGUGUGCGCGCGUUGAGCCGAUACGCCAUGGAGAUGUGGUGUUUAUAUGCGACCCAGCCGUGCCACGCAGGGAGUGGCGAAGGGGCAUAGUGGAGGAGCUCUACCCUGGACCAGAUGGAGUACCUCGACGCGCCAGCGUACGCGUAGCGGACGGCAAUCGAGUGCGACUGAUGACUCGUCCCGUGGCUAAACUAGCCAUAUUGGAUGUGAGUGAAGCAGGGCCUUCACGGGGGCGGGGAUGUUGCGGGACGAAUUAAGUUAUCGAUUGUUUAGUAUUAAGUAUAUUCUGAGAGUAUGUAUUUUUGCCCUGUGAAUGUACGGGCACAUUGUAUUUGGCUUGUUGCCGCCAUCACUUAAAUGUUAAGCUCAUUAUUGUCGUGAGUUAGAAGGCCGUAGGAGGGAAGACUGCGAAUAAAACACUUGCACUAGCACGUUUUGCAUUACGCUGUCUCUAUUAACAUCGGAGUAACAUGGCCAGUGGCCAGGCGUAAACCUUGCAGUGUUCAAAUUGCAACUCCACCU
This is a messenger RNA of Drosophila novamexicana, 2860 nucleotides long. RefSeq lists its product as uncharacterized. Gene Ontology annotation, biological process: DNA integration. The record is from RefSeq and is a predicted model, not a curated record. The coding region runs from base 172 to 2595 and encodes 807 amino acids. Gene Ontology annotation, molecular function: nucleic acid binding. Lineage: Eukaryota; Metazoa; Arthropoda; Insecta; Diptera; Drosophilidae. The transcript is spliced from 2 exons.